This is a messenger RNA of Scleropages formosus (Asian bonytongue), 9180 nucleotides long. RefSeq names its product kinesin-like protein KIF13B. The transcript has 40 exons. NCBI's taxonomy places the organism in Eukaryota, Metazoa, Chordata, Actinopteri, Osteoglossiformes, Osteoglossidae. Gene Ontology annotation, biological process: microtubule-based movement. Bases 892 to 6876 code for a protein of 1994 amino acids. The record is from RefSeq and is a predicted model, not a curated record. Gene Ontology annotation, molecular function: microtubule motor activity; microtubule binding; ATP binding.
ACUCGAGCGCGGCGCGUGCUGUCCCAUUUACCGCCCAUAACGUCCACGAAGGGACCACUGAAGAAGGUCAGGUGUUCAGCGAGCAGGGGGAGUUCGCGAGCGCAGUCUUUUGCUGGACACUGUUGUCCUGUGUGGGAACCUUUUAAGAUAAAAAAAAAAAAAACUAAAGUUGUUUUUAACAGUUAGAUUGCUAACUAAGUAAGUGGAAAGGAUUUUUUUUUUCUCCGGGAAUGGGAGCUCAGCCAAGAUCGUCAUGAGCGCUGUGUACGCGGUCGCGCGCUCUGUUCCCCGUCGUCUUACUCGCCGCUGUAAUUCUGCAGCGCAGUCGCGUGCGAACAGCAACAGCGCGGGACGCUUCUUUUUAACAACAAAAAACGCGCUUUUUAAGACCCCAAAUGAGGUGUUUCAUGCUGAGCUGCGUUGCAUUUUUUGCAUUUUCGGAGCUGGACCGGAGACACUGCAAUGAAGACCAGAAAUAAGUAAGUUUUACAGUCGGGAUUUGCGUCGUGGAACUGGAAACGACCGAGAGACGAGAGCACCUCGCUGAGGAAACGGAGCGGACAAUAAACGCCAAGAACGAGGAAACUUAAAGUGCGUGAAGAGCAACUGAAAGCGUUCAUAUCUGGAAGUUCGCAAAAUUCAGCGUGUGCGGUCGUACGAGCGGGAUGUGCGAUAAUCAUGCGGUGAAAUGAUCCGCCGCAGCUGAAUGGCGUUUCGCGGCUGCGGUUGCGGAACUCCUUGCGCGUGAAGGACGAACUGAACUCGCCGAGUUCACGCGACUCCGGACUCGCACGCGUGUGAAUAAAUCCGAGGAAGAAGAAGCCGAGGACUGCUCGUCGUUGCUAUAAAGUUCGCCUUCUUCACCUCGCUCGGCUCGGCUCGGCUGCAGACAUGGGCGAGACGAGCCCGUCCGAGUCCAACGUGAAGGUGGCGGUCCGGGUUCGACCGUUCAACCGGAGAGAAAAGGAGCUGAAGACAAGAUGUGUGGUGGAGAUGGAGGAAAAUCAGACGGUUCUGCUUCCUGCCAGUGGGAGCUUCGGAAAGGGAGACACCAGGAGUCAGCCUAAAGUCUUUGCUUACGACCACUGCUUCUGGUCAAUGGAUGAAAAUGAAAAAGACAAAUUUGCAGGUCAGGAGGUGGUGUUUCAUUGUCUUGGGGAGAACCUUCUACACAAUGCCUUCCAAGGCUACAAUGCUUGCAUCUUUGCGUAUGGACAGACAGGGUCAGGGAAGUCCUACACCAUGAUGGGCUCUGCAGACCAGCCAGGCCUGAUCCCACGUCUCUGCAGCGCGCUGUUUGAGCGCACCGAACUGGAGCAACGUGAAGGGGAGAGCUUCACCGUGGAGGUGUCCUACAUGGAGAUUUACAACGAGAAGGUCCGCGAUCUACUUGACCCCAAAGGGAGUCGUCAGGCUCUACGCGUGAGGGAGCACAAUGUGUUGGGGCCAUAUGUGGAUGGUCUGUCACGCCUUGCUGUGACCAGCUACAAGGACAUCGAGUCCCUGAUGUCAGAAGGGAACAAAUCCCGCACAGUGGCUGCCACCAACAUGAACGAGGAGAGCAGUCGUUCCCACGCUGUCUUCAACAUCAUCCUCUCACACACGCUCAGAGACCUCCACUCCGGGACCACUGGGGAGAAGGUGAGCAAGCUCAGUCUGGUGGACCUGGCUGGCAGCGAGCGAGCAGCCAAGACUGGUGCGGCAGGGGAGAGGCUGAAAGAGGGCAGCAACAUCAACAAGUCUCUAACUACCCUGGGGCUGGUGAUCUCAGCACUGGCAGAUCAAGGAGCUGGCAAGAGCAAAAGCAAGUUUGUGCCAUACAGGGACUCUGUGCUAACCUGGCUGCUCAAGGACAGCCUUGGGGGGAACAGCCGUACAGCCAUGGUGGCCACGGUAAGCCCAGCAGCGGAUAACUAUGAUGAGACACUGUCCACACUGCGCUACGCAGACCGUGCCAAGAGCAUUGUCAACCAUGCCGUGGUCAACGAGGACCCCAAUGCCCGCAUCAUUCGGGAGCUGAGGGAGGAGGUGGAGAAGCUGCGGGAGCAGCUCACCCAGGCUGAGUCCAUGAAGGCUCCCGAACUGAAGGAGAGGCUGGAGGAGUCAGAGAAGUUGAUCCAAGAGAUGACUGUGAGUUGGGAGGAGAAACUAAGGAAAACUGAAGAGAUCGCACAGGAGAGACAGAAGCAGCUCGAGAGUCUGGGCAUCUCCCUGCAGUCAUCUGGCAUCCGAGUGGGGGAGGAUAAAUGCUUCCUGGUUAACCUUAAUGCUGACCCUGCCCUUAAUGAGCUGCUCGUCUACUACUUGAAGGAGCAUACCCGAGUGGGCGCUGCCGACUCCCAGGACAUCCAGCUCUGUGGGAUGGGCAUCCAAGCAGAACACUCCGUCAUCGACAUCACCGCCAAGGCAACAGUGACCCUCACCCCACUUCGCAAUUCACGGACCUUUGUGAACGGCUCUCCAGUGACGAGCGCGGUCCAGCUUCACCAUGGCGAUCGCAUCCUCUGGGGCCACAACCACUUUUUCAGGAUUAACCUGCCCAAGCAGCGAUCGCGAGGAGGGGGUGAGGAUGAGGAUGGUGAUGCAGGAGUCAUGAAGGGCAGCAGCAGCAGCGAGCAGUUGGACACAGAUGGAGAUGGAGACACAGCCAGCGAGGUCAGCUUCAGCUAUGAGUUUGCUCGGACGGAGGUCAUGAUGAAGACCCUGGGAAAUAAUGACCCCAUGCAGGCGGUGCUGCAGCGCCUGGAGCGUCAGCACGAGGAGGAGAAGCGCUCUGCCCUGGAGCAGCAGCGCCGCAUGUACGAGCAGGAGUUGCAGCAACUUCGCAGGCAGCUGAGCCCUGACAAGCAGCCGGCUCCGUCGCAGCAGUACCGCAGCACAGAGAGACUCAGCCAGGGUGGAUUUUCCACAUCAUUACCCAGUGCACAGAAUCGCAUGCGGCAGUGGGCAGAGGAAAGAGAGGCCAUGCUGACACGCAGCCUGAGGAAGCUACGGGAGCAGAUUGUGCGCGCCAACCUGCUGGUGCAGGAAGCCAGUUUCAUAGCCGAGGAGCUGAACAAACGGACGGAGUACCGCGUUACCCUGCAGAUCCCUGCUGCCAACCUCAACGCCAAUCGUAAGCGGGAUGCAGUUCUGAGCGAGCCAGCAGUGCAGGUGCGGAGGAAGGGGAAGGGCACACAGAUCUGGGCCCUGGAGAAGAUGGAGAACCGCCUGGUGGACAUGCGGGAGCUGUACCAGGAGUGGCAGGAGUACGUGCCGGAUUACGACGAGGACCCGGUAAAACGCUCCUACUUCAAGCGAGCUGAUCCCUUCUUUGAUGAGCAGGAAAACCACAGUCUAAUUGGAGUGGCCAACGUGUUCCUCUCCUGCCUCUUCUAUGAUGUAAAGCUACAGCAUGCUGUACCCAUCAUUAACCAGAAGGGGGAGGUGGCUGGCCGGCUGCAUGUGGAGGUGGUGCGGAUGAGCGGGGGGCUCGAGGAGCACAUGGCAGAUGGAGACAGCGCUGAGGGGGAGGCACAGGAGCGCAAGCUGGUUUGCAUGAUCAAAGUUCUGCAGGCCACAGGGCUGCCGCGCUACCUGUCCUCCUUCGUCUUCUGCAUGUACUCCUUCUGGGACCAGGAUGAGCGCAUUAUUGUAGUUCCUGAGGUGGACCCCACUGCCUCCCCCAGCAGCAAGGAUCCACAAUGCAUGGUGGUGUUUGACAGCUGUAAGGAACUGGCUGUGCCAGUGUCUGAGGAUUUCCUAGAGUACUUGGCAGAGGGUGCUGUGGCCAUCGAAGUGUAUGGGCACAAGCAGACUGACCCUCGCAAGAACCAAGCCCUGUGGGACCUGGGUAUCAUCCAGGCGAAAACCCGCACUCUUCGGGACAGGUGGAGUGAGGUAACACGCUGCCUGGAGCUGUGGGUGCGUGUGCUGGAGCUCAACGAGGCAGGGGACUACAUCCCUGUGGAAGUGGUGCCUGCUCGUGACGUGCGCACAGGGGGCAUCUUCCAGCUGAAACAGGGUCAAUCCCGGCGGAUCCAGGUGGAGGUGCGCUCGGUCCAUGACUCAGGAACAAUGCCUCUCAUUGCUGAGUCAGUACUCUCUGUGUCGGUGGGCUGUGUGGAAAUCCGGCAGGCCUGCCCCUCCAGGCCCAGCGAUUCACAACAGGUCAAAGAUGAUGACAUGGACAGUUACCAGGAGAAGGACUUGGAGAGGCUUCGACAGCAGUGGUUGACUGCACUUACAAAGAGACAGGAGUACCUGGAUCAGCACCUGCAGAAGAUUGUCAGCAAACCUGACAAAUCAGAGGAUGAUAUGGAGCGAGAGUCCCAAUUGCUGGAGCGGAGGCUCACUCUGACAGAGGAGCGCAACGCUGUCAUGGUGCCAUCUGCAGGCAGUGGCAUUCCAGGAGCCCCUGCCGAGUGGAUCCCCGUCCCAGGAAUGGAGACUCACAUCCCAGUGCUCUUCCUGGACCUCAAUGCAGAUGACAUGAAUGCUCAAGACAACCUGGAGGCAGGCUGGGGGGCCACACUGAGCAAUGAGGACGAGGAUGAGUUCUUUGACCUUCAGAUUGUCAAGCACUACGACCGAGAUGUGAAAGCAGAGGCAUCCUGGGACUCGACAGUGCAUGGCUGCCCCCAGCUGAGCAGGGGCUCAGCGCCAGACCAGAGAGUGUAUCUAAUUGUGCGGACAGUGGUUUGCUUCAGCCACCCCGUGACGCUGCAGCUGGUCCUGCGCAAGCGUAUCUGUGUCAGCCUCACUGGACGGCAGGGUUUUGCCCAGAGCCUUCUCAAAAGGAUGUCCCAGCGAAGCACCAUCACUGGCUGCGGUGUCACCUUUGAUGUUGUCUCCAACAUCCCAGGGGAUGCCCCGGGUACCGAAGAUAGGGAAAUGCUGGCUACUUUGGCGGCGAACACAGACAACCCGGAGUCAGCUGACAGUGAGGCAGCUAUUGAGAAGUACCUGCGCAGCGUGCUGGCUGUGGAGAACAUCCUUACCCUGGACCGGAUGCGCCAGGAAGUAGCAGUGAAGGAGCAGCUGACCAGCAAGGGCAAGGGACACAAACGCAGUCUCAGCUCCCCCAACGUAAACCGGCUGUCUGGAAGCAAACAUGAUCUCUACGUGAACUCCACCCUUGAGCAAAGCAAGGGUCGCUGGGAAAGUCAGCAGGACAUCUCUGUUGUGUCACCCCAGUUGAACCGCAGCAUACCCCACUCUUCAUCUUCCCAAAACCAGGAUUCAGAUUCGGCUCUUCCUCAGUCUCUCUCUCCUGCUUCUGGUGCUCCUUCCUGGCUUCGCUCAGGUCUCUCAGGGUUGGCUGCUUCUUUUCUCCCUCCAGUGAAGGCGCUGGUCCCUCCGAUGCCCAAGCUGCUAAAGUCCCUGUUGCCUGCCCGCAGCGAGGGUAGAGACCUGCGCCCACCCGUCCCCUCCCAGCAGACUGUGCCGCGUAUCGUUGUGCAGUCAGCCAGCAUUGAGGAAAGCCCAAUUAAAACAAGUCCCGAUCAGAUCCCUGUGAGUGACAGACAAUACGAAAGCUCUGAAGCACUGCCUUCCUUUGACAGUCAACAAAUUCCAGAAGCUCCACUUUCCUCUGGCGAACAGCACGAGAUUCUUGAAGUCACACCUUCCUCUGACAGACGGCAUGAGAGCUCUGAACCCCUGCAGUCCUCUGUACCGGAGACACAGGACAUGCCCCACAGCCCUAUUAGUGAGACAUCAAGUGGCUACUUCUCUACCAGUGUCUCCACCAUAACCCUGUCUGAUGUCACUACAGCUAGUGGAGAUCUCACCCCAACUGCCACUACAGCUUCCAGCAACCUAACAGCACCUUCUGGUCAUAGGGGCAAUGAGAGUGAAGAAACUCCAGUAGAUACCGUUGAUUCUUGCAGUAGCACGGAAGCUGAGCCUCCAGCAAUCACAGCAUUUUGUGGCCUGAGUGGCCAAGAGGAACAGUCUCAGUGCUCUUCAGUUGCCAAAGACCAACUGGAACCAGAGAGGAAUGGGGUGGCUCCUCCUCCUUCUCCUCCUCCUAGUAGUACCACUUCUCCUGACGUUGUAACUACUCCUUCUACUGCGGCUGUUCCUUUGCCUACUGUUAAUAUUCCUUCUUCUCCCUCUAGCACUCCUUCUGCUGCCUUUUCUACUACCUCUACAACUGCUACUCCUGCUGAAGUUACUUCGUCUCCUGUGGUUUCUCCUCUUCCAGUUGUUCCUCCUUCUCAUCCAGUUGCGGCUGAUAUUCCUCUUGAUACCACUCCUCCUUCAGAAGCACAUCAUCCUGACCCUGUACAGACUAAAGCUCCUAAAGCCCAGGCAGCCUCAUUAAAACCUGUCACUCUGACUAGUUCUGCCACGAACCCUUUCAAGAUCCAGAAAGUUAAGACCUCGGACCUAAAGUCCUUCAUGAGCAUCUUGGGUGAGGAAACGGCAGAGGAGGGAAAAGCUGCAGCAGGGGCAAUAGGAGGGUCCAAGGAGAGUCUGGAAAGGCUGGAGAUAAGCUCGGACUCAGAGGAGGGCCGGGAGGCUGCUGUCCCUGACUGGCUAAAGGAGGGAGAGUACGUUACUGUGGGAGUGAACAAGUGCGGCACGGUACGCUACGUUGGGCCCGCUGACUUCGCCAAAGGUGUCUGGGUUGGUGUGGAACUUGACACUCCUUCUGGUAAGAAUGACGGCUCCGUUGGCGGACGGCAGUACUUCCGCUGUAAUCCUGGUUACGGGGUUCUAGUGCGGCCCGACAGGGUGAGCCGGGCUGAAGGCUCCAAGCGUCGCAAGGAGAAGCGGCGCAGCGCAAACUUUGGGUCCAACACCAACCUAGCAGCCCUGACGGCCAUGGCCAAGGGCGAAGGUGUUGGGGGACCCCGAAGGGGGGACAACCGCAAGUCCUGGAACAGCUGAGGCAGGACCAAGGGGCAGAGCACAGGGAUGUGGGUCCCCCACCCCCAACAGAAAGAGACUGGCCUUUAGCAGCAGUUAUGGGAUGUACCUGUCCUGAGUCCUCCCCAUUGUAUUGCAACUACAGGAGCCCCCUAGUGCACAGAGGGGGCACGGCAUGCGUGAGUACCCUGAGAAUACCGCGGUGCUUGAAAUGUUACAGGGAGCAGAUGGGUGUGACACCUCUGCUCCUGUAUUGUGUUAGUGGAGGAGACCGUGUGUGCUGACAAAUACUGCCAAUGCUAACAAUCUCCAUGUUGGAACCCCAUAAUGCUCUGUGGUCAUGGUUCUCAACCCUGGUCCCAAGUGGCUCCCUGUGGUUUUUGUUCAAAUUGAACUUGUAAUUAAUUUGACUUGAUUGAGCGGUUCAUCGAAUGAAUGGCACAUUGAAACGACUUUUAGCUGAACUCAUUAUUGGGUUAAAUGUUUGCAGUAAAGUGCACAUUAAAGUGAAGACGUUACGAAACUAUUUCAGUAGUUAUGUGCUAAUAAAAUGUUUAUUUAAUCAUUUGAAACCAAGGAAAAAUAAUUAACUUAGAGGCUUGAUUUCUCUAAAACAAACUUAAUCAUGCAGUACCUAACCGUUCAUGAUGUGAUACAGCAGUGGUGCCUCAACUCCUGAGCUGUUCGGUGGGCAUAGGUUCCAGUCCAGCUCAGGUGGUGUGGAGUUUGCAUGUUUCUCCCUGUGUUUGUACCCUGCAGACAUGGACAUGAGACGGCACUUGCACACCUUCUCCGUUUCACCAUUUGCCUGGAAAACCAUGUGAGUUGUUGCCAAGAGUUGGACUUGCCAGGCUGACACUCUUGCCAUGAUGUGCCACUCAUUACUUAUGAUUAUGAAAUCAAUACGUUGCAUUUUGCAAAGCAUCAAGCUACUUUCUUAUGUUUCAACUUUCAUAGAUGUUCCUUUCUAAAACAAAUUAAUGCUGAAAUGAAAUAAUUUGAAUUUGAUUUGGUUUCAGUCAUGCCUUUAAUUGAAUGAAAGGUCCGCCAAGCAUGUUUAAUAUAGAACAAAAACCAGCAUUUACGAUGGGGGCUAGGACCAGGGCUGAGUACCAGCACACUGUGCCGCCAAGUACUUAAGUACUCCAGUGUCUUUCACCUUCUCUGCAACACGUUUUUACUCUCACAGAUUCUGUUUCUGCCUCUUUUAACAAUGAGUGUUUUCUCUUGUUUUUUUGCUAUGGAAUGUGCCUUUUAAAAACCUUUACUUUUUCUUUAAAUUAAAAAGCCUUUUAUUGGGACUCUGAUCUCAGGGAUAUCUAGGGGAAUAAAUGGUGUCUGAAGAAAUGAAUGUGCCUUACUGAGAGUGCACUUUACACCUUGAGUUGCUAGUUUGUCGAGGCCAUUUGUUCUAAUUGUUUUCAGGCUACAUACAUUGCAAACUGAAAGGAAGAUUACUAGUUUUGAGCUUUUGGAUGAGGUCAUUUUUCUACCAUAAAUACUUAACUAAAAAAAAGAAAUACUGUAAUAUUGUUGGCAUAAAUUGUAUAAUUAAGCAUUUGCCAGUUUUCAUUUGGGUUCAGGGUCACGUUUAGAGAUCGAGAUCUAGGAAGUGUAAGCAACACCUUUGCUGUUGGCCUUAAUCUUUGUUGAUGUCAAACCAGAUUGCAAAACAUCAUGAGAUGUUGAACGUCGGACAGAAAUGGUACAUCUCAGUCGUGUGUUGGGUCUCUAAUUCCAUUUAUGUACUUAAUAUACAGUAUAUGUAUAUCUGCUUUCAUGCUAUAUUUGACUUUUUGUGUUGCUCGUUGCUAUACAUGUUUAAUUUUAUUUACUCAGUCUUCUGAUUCAGUGGCAAGAGCAACUAAAAUUUAAUUUUUUAUCAUUUUAGGAUUUAUGAAGCACAAAGCAUAUUUUCUUUAAAAAAAUGACAUACAUACCUCCCAGUGAAAAGAACACUACCAACUAUGGCAUCUGUUAAGGCUCUGCAAAGUGUUUUGCACUUAUUUUAAAAUGACUUGUGAUGUUUCUGGAUUCUGUGGACAUAUUUUGUUCAGUGUGUUUGGGUUGAGGUGCCUGGUAUUACAAACAUGUUUGCAGCCACAUCAGUCAAUUUCACUGCACAGGAGCAAAUUUUGUCAAAGAUUCUCAAAAGCCUCUUCGUGUGACUGCUGAUUUUCACCUGGGGAAAAGUGCAUGUUAUUAAUGUAAUGAAUGCAACUGAAAGCAUGCAUGGUGACUUUGUAAAAUUAAAGCAGUGUGCAGACUUUUUGUAUAGACAAGGUUACACAUUAUUUUAUUGCAGUUGGAUUCAAAUAAAAAUUA